This is a messenger RNA of Pimephales promelas (fathead minnow), 4728 nucleotides long. It is a transcript of the gene mknk2b, whose product is annotated as MAPK interacting serine/threonine kinase 2b. Gene Ontology annotation, biological process: protein phosphorylation. Gene Ontology annotation, molecular function: protein kinase activity; ATP binding. The record is from RefSeq and is a predicted model, not a curated record. Lineage: Eukaryota; Metazoa; Chordata; Actinopteri; Cypriniformes; Leuciscidae.
UCUUUUUGUACCUUCCACACAUUAGUCCCAACCGCCCACGGCCACCAUCUGCUGCUCCCGAAGCAGAGGCUCAUACAACGGCGUCAAGCCUGGAGCUUUAAAGACAAUAACGGGGUUUCCCGUUUAAAGCACCACGGUUCCCAAGACAUUGGGUUAGCUAAGUGAAUUUGAUCACUAAAGCUAAGACCACCGUUGUUGCCGCCCUCCACCAGUUCAAGCAAAGUCACAAAAAUCAGGACAAAAUGGUGCAGAACAAGAUCACCGAAGUUACCGGAUUCCAUCGCUCUUUUAAGGGGCAAAAUCCCUUUGAAUCUGAAGAAUUUUCCAAAACAGGAUCCCAUCUCCUUGAAUCUGCCUUCAAUUUUGAUUGUUCCGCCCGGCCUGACAUGCCAUCCAGCCGGCCCAUCGACAUCCCAGAUGCCAAAAAGAGAAACAAGAAGAAGAAGAGAUGCCGGGCAACAGACAGCUUCUCAGGGCGAUUUGAGGAUGUAUAUAAACUGCAAGAUGAGGUCCUGGGGGAAGGGGCCUAUGCUAGGGUAGAGACUUGCAUCAGCCAAAUCACCCACAAAGAAUAUGCUGUGAAGAUCAUUGAGAAGAGGCCAGGACACAGCCGGAGUCGUGUUUUCAGAGAGGUGGAAAUGCUGUACCAGUGUCAGGGCCACCGAAAUAUUCUGGAGCUAGUGGAGUUUUUUGAAGAGGAGGACAAGUUUUACCUUGUGUUUGAGAAGCUCAGAGGAGGCUCCGUCUUGGCCCACAUUCACAAGAGGAGAUACUUUAGCGAACAGGAAGCCAGCAUUGUGGUGCAGGACAUUGCGAGUGCGCUGGACUUCCUUCACAAUAAAGGUAUGGCUCACAGAGACCUGAAGCCGGAAAACAUCUUGUGUGAAAACGAGCACAGGAUUUCGCCUGUGAAGAUUUGCGAUUUUGAUCUGGGCAGUGGGAUUAAACUCAACAGUGACAGUUCCCCCAUCUCCACUCCAGAGCUCCUCACUCCAUGUGGAUCUGCGGAGUACAUGGCGCCGGAAGUUGUGGAAGCCUUCAACGAAGAGGCCACAAUCUACGAUAAGCGUUGUGACCUGUGGAGCCUGGGUGUCAUCCUCUACAUCAUGCUUAGCGGCUACCCCCCCUUCGUGGGACGCUGUGGAAGCGACUGUGGAUGGGAGAAUGGAGAACCUUGUCAAGCGUGCCAGAACACCUUGUUUGAAAGCAUUCAGGAGGGCAAGUACGAGUUUCCAGAGAAAGAGUGGGCUCAUAUUUCCUCCAGCGCCAAAGACCUCAUUUCCAAACUGCUUGUGCGGGACGCCAAGAAACGUCUCAGCGCCGCUCAGGUUCUCCAGCACCCCUGGGUACAAGGGGGUGCCUUUGACUAUUCCCCCUCCUCUAUCCUGCCGCAAAGGAAUAGCUGUGCUAAGAACCUGACUUUCUUUGCGGGCAAGGCUGUUGCUAUGAACCGGCAACUGGCCGAGCAAGACGACCUGGAAGAGCAGCAGCACCAGGACCCUCUUCAGGUCAUCACAGCCACUGGCACAUCCAUGCGCCUCUCCCCUCCCUCCAACUCCAAACUGGCUAAGCGCAGACAGCGGAGCAGCCUGCUGAAAGGAGCGCCCGUCUCUGCAUCUGAGCUCAGGCAGCUCCUGGCACCGCUGGUCAUUGUGGGAGACUGCGCUUAAUCGAUAGAGCUGGGCUCCCAGUGAACAAAUUUCCAAUUUCAAAUGGACGAACAAACAAGUAUCUGCUAUCUUUUGUGCAAAUCCUUCUCCGUUUCUUCUUCCCACUUGAAUGAGACCCAGUCCUUUCCUAAACCGUGGUUCAGUUUGUGCCUGUUGUAAAUCCAUUUAAUUCCCUCAAGCACUGGAGCACGAGCUCCUACAGCACUUUGAUCAACUUUUGGCAGCUUGGGAAUCACCUUAAGAGCUCAAGGCGAAUGAACUGGACUCUGUUUAGGAUGGAGGUUGGGUUACAUAAGCCAUUCGGAAAUUUGUCUAAAGGUAGAGCAUAAAAUACCAGCUCGAACACCAAAGGUCUAAUACCUCCCACCCCCUACCUUUUUAUGUGCUGCUUCCACAUUACAACUGGAUCCACUGUGAAUUUUCUCUAUGAGAGAUACAACUGCAUUUGUUUUUCAGGAACUUUCUUCCUGCUAUGUGUAUGUGCGUUUGUGUGCGAGUGUGAGUGUGUGUGCAUAUCCCCAUCCCCUUCAGCAGAUACUGAAAAUACUGGUAUGUGCUUAUGCAACUCUGAUGAAGGCUAUUUUGACUUGCAUUACUUUAGCAGAGAUCUUGUAUAAGUGGAACGAAACUCUGAUAAUAGUGCCUCACCUUACUUAAUCCAUCACUGUCCUUCUCAUCAGCCUUUUAAUUCCAAAAAGAAAAUCCCCUUAUCAAUAGGAAUAGCUAGCUUUUUUGCUCUUUUACUCUAGCACUUCCAAAGUGUGUCCUUCCAGUACAGACUUUGCAUCAAUUAGCCAGACUAUCCCAGCAGUCUGCUUUUGAGACGUGGGUUCCCCUAGUUAAGGAAUCCGUACACUUGCUGCAUUUUACUUUGAAUGCGACGUUUCUGCCUUGCAAGACUCAAAUUGGAAUUGCAGCAUCAGAUGCAUUCAACCUAAUGUCUAGGGAAACAUAAGUUUCCUGUAAAAUUCACCAAAAAUCUUGUCAGGUGACUGAAAAGAGUGAGUAUAAACAUUUCUGAGCACAACUGGGAUUAAGUGCAUGCUGGGAAGCAACCAGGUGGUUGCACAAGCACACGUUUGCCAAUGUGACUAGAUGAAUGACGAUGGUUGGUAUCAGGGAGAACUUUGAACUUGUUCCCCACUUUGAGGUGGGUGAUUAUGGUACGGAAAUUUCAAACUUAUCAGCUUGUGGAUGCCACCAAAAGCGAACUAUAUCAAUAGUAAGAGUGGAGGGAGAGAUAAUUUUCAAGUAACUGAACAUGUAAAAAAAAAAGAAAAAAAAAAAGGAAAAAACAUUCCAGAAAAAAAAAGGAUUUAAAAAAACUAAACAAAAAAAGUCUUCCAUGAAAAUGUAGCUGUAUGAGUGAAAUGGUCUAAGAAAGUUUACUUGUUUUUUUUUACACACAUCUAUUAUAUACACGUUAAUGGUUGACUCCAAUUUAGAGUGUGCCACACUUAUGUUUCAAACUCGGUUGAGCUUUGUUGAACUUUUUAUUGAAAGAAUAUUUUCUAUCUUAUUUUUAUGCAGGUGCUGUUCAGGUGGAACGUUUUCCUUUUUUAUAUAGUUUUGUUACUUUAUUAAUGUUGAUUCUUAUGCUGUAAAGAGCAAGAAGGGUGUAUGUGACGAGUUCGAGAGGAAAAAGGAAGGAAAAAAAGACAGGAAGUCAUAUAGGCAUACAUAUUUUACUGUUUUUGUUCUUGCUUUGGAAGUGAUUUCAGGGUUGUUUAAACUCCACCUUUCUCUCAGAAAUUAUUGAUGGCUUGAUAUUUCUAGUAAGAUACAACCAUUUUUUGCCAAAGUGCGCUCGUUUCUGGGAGUGCUGAUCUCGGAUCAGUUUUAGCAUUUCCCCAUACCAAUUCAUAAGACGCAGCAUACUUGGUUGAGCUGAGCAAAGACCGUCUCUCCCUCUCCGAGAUGCAUAAAACAUUUGAACCCAGUCGUCUGGAUUCAGAUUACGUCUUUAUGAAUUCGUGUCACCAAUGGGAGUUCAAAUCACCCAAGCAUUAUGAUCCUGUUGAAUGUUUUCAGAGUGUCACUCACCUGUCUUGUUGCUCUGAGAUAUGAGAAACCUAAUGGCAGUCCUUGAUUUUGAAGGGCCCAUUAUGCUGAUUAUGAUGACACUGAUUGUAACCUUUAUUGAUUUUGUCUUUCUUUUCUUUAAGAAUCUUUUUACAGAUCUUUGUGGGUUUUUUUUAUGUCUUACAGUAAGACUUGAAUUGUAUGUGCUACAGUUUCCUCAUGUUUUGUUCAGGAAACUUAUUUUGCUACAAUGUACAAAUGGCAAACGAAAAUGUUCAUAAGCUGAGAUUUAAAGCAAUCUUUGGUCUGGAAAGUAACCUUUCCGCCACUUCUGUUCAGUAUUUUGUCUGUCUUCUUGGCUUUGCUAUAUUUCAGAUUUUCCAAGUGUUUGGGUUUGUAUUUUCUGAAAUGUCUGUGGCGCUUGGCUGGUCCUCUAAAGCCCCUGUGCCUCUGACAAAAUGUUCACAACUCUUUUACCCAUAUGGUAGUUAUGGGUUGCCUUGUAGUAACAGAUCUGACUUGGAUUCUCAAGAAUAUAUGAAUAUAUAUAUUUUUUUUUCUUCAGGGGGUGUGUUAGAAAGUUCUCAUUCAAUGUUCCUGUUUUACACAGGCUAAUUUUUGCCAUUAUAAACAAGUGUAAAGUAUUGUAAUAUGAAGUCCUCCCACCCCCCAAUUCUUUUCCCACCAAUGCAAAGGUUAUUGAGAAAGUAUUCAGGUGUAUAAUUUUUAUUUUUGUUUUAUAAUCUAAUGUGACCCUUUAGUCUAAACUCUGAAGGCUAUUGUUUUUUAAGAGCACUGUUUGUCCAUUUCCAAAAUUAAACUCUUGUCCAAAAUAAUAAUUUGGGGAAAAAAAAAAAAAAUCUGACAUGGCGUCUCACUUGGGACAACAUGGGUAUUGAUUUAAAGAAGCACUUUACUGUACCAUGUGGCUGACUGCAGUUCACUCGAAGCUAAAUUUAUGACUGUUGUGGCAGAAUUUUGUAUUGUUUUGUACAAAACAAACCAACAAAAAUGCAAUAAAAUGCUUUGAACAACG